AUGGCAUCGCAGGAGAAUACGACCCAGUCGAUCAGCGCUGACGAGAUUGCUCUGUACGACCGUCAGAUCCGACUGUGGGGUGUGAAGGCGCAGGAAAAACUACGAUCCGCGAACAUCCUUCUAAUCACCAUUAAGGCAUUGGCGAACGAAAUUGCAAAGAAUUUAGUAUUGGCAGGUAUUGGCGGUCUGACCAUCCUAGACCAUGAGGCUGUCACAGAGGAGGACCUGGGAGCGCAAUUUUUUGUGCGUGAGGAGCAUGUUGGGCAGAAUCGUGCACAAGCAGCCAGCGCUGAAAUCCGUGUCAUGAACCCCCGAGUCCAACUACGAGUUGACACAGAGAACGUGCGCAUCAAACAACCAGACUACUUUGGCCAGUUCGACAUCAUCAUCGCAACAGAGCUCGACUUCUCCACCUACACUACGAUAAACGCCUCCUGCCGUCUCGCCAACCGCCCCUUCUACGCCGCCGGCCUCCACGGCUUCUACGGCUACGUCUUCUCAGAUUUAAUCUCGCAUGACUUCGUCAUCGAACGUUCGAAGUCCAACGUCCCCUCGCAAUCCCAAGAGACCCCAACCCGAAGCGUUCUAAACAUCAACACCAAAGUCGAAAGCGACAAGGUCAUCGAAAUGGUCACUAAGAGAGAGGUCUACUCCCCACUAAUCCUGGCAAACACCUCCCCUCUCCCCGAAAACUUUACCCGUCUCCCGCGUCGCAGGAGACAAGUGACGCCGCUCCUAACCUGUCUGCGCGCGCUGUGGGAAUUCCAAAAACUCCCCGGAAACCACACACCCCUCCCCACGCUCUCGUCCCGCCAGGACCUCGAGACCUUUACCAAACUCGCCCGCGACAGGCACCACGAGCUGAAACUCGACAUCAGCACCCUCGACUCAACCUUCCUGCGUACCUUCCUUGAAAACCUCGGCAGUGAACUGAGCCCCGUCGCCGCGUUCGUGGGCGGUUCUCUCGCGCAAGAUGUCAUCAACGUGCUAAGUGCCCGUGAACAACCACUGCAGAAUCUGUUGCUGUUUGAUGGUGAUAAGUCUGUGGCACCGGUUUAUCCGUUGCAUCCAUUUUUCCCACCCGAGGUUGAGAAUGCCCUGCCGGCUGUUACGCCUGCGGCUGUAAAUGCGAUUCCUGUGCAUUCUGGGCCGGCUGCUGCCAAUAACAACGCUGUUACUGAUCUUACGCAGUAA
This is a messenger RNA of Aspergillus chevalieri, 1194 nucleotides long. RefSeq names its product E1 ubiquitin-activating protein AOS1. The record is from RefSeq and is a predicted model, not a curated record. NCBI's taxonomy places the organism in Eukaryota, Fungi, Ascomycota, Eurotiomycetes, Eurotiales, Aspergillaceae. Gene Ontology annotation, biological process: protein sumoylation. The coding region runs from base 1 to 1194 and encodes 397 amino acids. Gene Ontology annotation, molecular function: SUMO activating enzyme activity. The transcript has 4 exons. Gene Ontology annotation, cellular component: cytoplasm; SUMO activating enzyme complex.